UAUUAGUAUUAAUAAGUAGUAAUAGUAUUGCAAAAAAACAAUAACAACUGAGAAAAAAAAACAUUUUACCGAUUAUUAGUAGACAAGUGGUCACACAAUUUAGUGGUCACAUAACAUGGCCGACGUGUUGGACAUCUUGGACUUGGAUCGUAACGAUCACAACAACAGCAACAACGACUCGCACAAUGACAACAACAAACAAAAGAAUCGCCGUAAGCGGGCAUCGGAUUUGAUGGCCAAACGUCCCGAAGGAAUGCAUCGCGAAUUAUAUGCAUUGCUUUACGCCGACAACAAAGAUAAUCCAUCACUGAUGCCGACGGACAUUGGCUUUCAAAACAAAUCAAUGGUUGGUUACAAACAAAUCAAAGCCAAAUUGGGACUCAAACGAGUCAGACCAUGGAUUUGGACCCGAUUUAGUCCAAAGGAUAAGAUAGAGUUAUAUCAUUGGAGACGUGAAGUGGACAAAAACAAAGAGUAUCCGUUCGCCAGACUUAAUACAUCUAUCGAAAUUCCCGGCUAUAAUGAUUCCGAAUAUCAACAGCUAUUGACAUGCGAUGGCUGGUCGAAGACAGAAACGGAUCAUCUGUUUGAUUUGUGUCGUCGAUUUGAUCUGAGAUUUAUCAUAAUUCACGACCGAUGGGAUAGGAUUGCGUUUCCGAAUCGAUCCGUCGAAGAUCUCAAAGAUCGCUACUACAAUAUAUGUAAUAUUUUGGCCAAAUAUCGGGCCCUACCGGGCCAGGAGCCUAAGCUGCGUGUGUUCGAUGCCGAUCACGAACGUAAACGAAAGGAACAGCUGAUCAAACUGUACGAUCGUACACCUGAACAGAUGGAAGAGGAACAACAUCUGUUGAAUGAGUUGCGAAAAAUUGAAAUGAGAAAAAAAGAAAGAGAAAAGAAAACACAGGACCUACAGAAGCUGAUUACGGCAGCGGAUACGUCGGUAGAGGCACGCAAAAUGGAUCAACAGGCCCGCUCGGGUGGUAGCCGACCGGGACGCAAGAAAACACCGCAUAUUCAACGAUCGGCUCGGGAAACAAUUGCCAAUACUUCAUCGGCAUCGGCUACGCCUAACCUGGAAACUGCCGGUAUUAAGUUUCCGGAAAUCAAGGCCAGCGGUGCCACAUUGCGUAGUCAACGUAUGAAACUGCCGGCAGCUGUCGGCCAAAAGAAAACCAAAGCCAUCGAACAGCUGCUCAACGAACUGAACAUUGAAUUACAUCCGAUGCCUACGGAAGAAAUAUGUCAACACUUUAAUGAAUUGAGAAGUGAUAUGGUUUUGUUGUAUGAGCUGAAGAUAGCACUGUCCAAUUGCGAGUAUGAACUACAAUCGCUGAAACAUCAGUUCGAGGCCUCACAACCGGGUAAGAUAUUGGACAUACCGACCACACUGUUCCCCUCAACAACAACAGUACCGCCUGAUGCCAAACCAGAUAGUAGUUCUACUACUUCAUCGCCCACUAAGAAGAUAUCGGAAGUCAUAGAUCUGGGUUCAGGACCCGGAACUCCAAAUAGAAAAAGAAGAGCAGCCAUUGAACAGUUGAAUCUCAUGAAGAAGUUGAAGAAAAAUUAGUAUUAAUUAAUUUUUUUUGUUUGUUUGUUAAACAGAUAAUCCCAUCAUUUAAUCGCUUAAAUUAAUAUCUAUUUAC
Oppia nitens is the source of this 1646-nucleotide messenger RNA. It is a transcript of the gene DMAP1, whose product is annotated as DNA methyltransferase 1-associated protein 1-like. Gene Ontology annotation, molecular function: transcription corepressor activity. Lineage: Eukaryota; Metazoa; Arthropoda; Arachnida; Sarcoptiformes; Oppiidae. Gene Ontology annotation, biological process: DNA repair; chromatin remodeling; negative regulation of transcription by RNA polymerase II. The coding region runs from base 116 to 1570 and encodes 484 amino acids. The record is from RefSeq and is a predicted model, not a curated record. The transcript has 6 exons. Gene Ontology annotation, cellular component: Swr1 complex; nucleus; NuA4 histone acetyltransferase complex.